CAAAAAUUGAGGGCUCUUUGUACCAAAGAACUAAAAGUUUCCCUAUCUUGCUCCUUUAGAAAAUGUGUUUAAAUAAUGACUGCGCCAUCACUGGCCUCUUACUUUCUCUUUUCUCUUCACUCCUCUCACCAUAUUUCCUCUCUAUUUUCAAUUAAUUACCAACCGCUUCUUAUUCAAUUGUGAAAAGUGUUCCUGGCACCUCACGCGUCGCUGCCUACAUACCCACCACUCCAAUCCCCUGAAAGCGCUGGUGACCUCAAUCAACUCACAUUACAAUAAAUGGCACAGUUUCCUCGACGACACGCUCAGCGACAAGCUCUGAGUCAUGGUCAGCCAGAGACUCCUCCGCUAGGCUCGCCUAGUAACGAAGAUUCUCAAUGGCACAAAGCACUAGCUAAAAAACCCAAGGGACUACCUGCUUCCUCUAAUGAUCACGACUCUGGCUCUGAAUCUGGUUCUAUUUGCGAUGAAGAUUCUGGCUACGAUUCCACUGCGAAUACGAAAGCAAAAGUCGAGUAUUAUCGACAGAAAAAAGCUCAGUUCCUGGCUGAUGGCCCAACUUUAUCAAACCCUUGUGAUAGUACAAAGGAUAUGAUGCGUGCAGCGGAACGGAAAUGGGCAUUGUAAGUUCUUGCUCUCUAAUUACAUUUUAAAAUCAUUACUCAUUACAUGGAUUAGGUUUUGUGAGGAGACAAGGUCUGGAGAUCCUAUCCCCGCCCUUAAAGCUGCCGAUGCGAGUGACUUCAAGACGUAUCUCCUAUGGCGGAAAGAAAAUUCCCGGAUUAGGAAAAAGUCGAGUAUGGUCACAGACUGGCUAGUCCUUAGCAUGGUAUACCAGCGAACAGCCCAGCGCUAUAUGGAUGAGGGUGUUAUGUAUGAUAUUCGUAAUGUUAGUAAAUUCUGGUUAAAUACAAGCCUUACAAUACUAAAUUCUCAAUAGUGGAUUCACACCCUCGGUCUCGAUGAAUCAGAAAAAGACAAGGCAGGGCUCUUCAUGGAAGACUUAUGUGUGCUUCAAAACGGUCACUGGGUACGCGACCGGGAGAUCUUUGCUCAUGAGCGGCUUCGGCUGCAACUGUCUCCUCUUCUGAUCUUUGCUGGCUGCACGUCCACACGACCAAAGGCCCUAGUAGGAAAGCGGCCACUUUUAUACGAGGAUAUCGAGUUCCAGGUCUUUCCGCCUCCUACUAAAGGACAACUGCCAAUGGUAAUCCUAAUCCUUAAUCUGAAGCAUAUCAAGAGGUCUGGUGGAAAGACAAAGCCGUAGGUGCCCCUUUUAUAUCUUUUAAUCUGUGGCGUACUUUUUUACACUUUUACUAACUAUUAACAAGGAAGAAACUUGCAUUCUACGAGGGCGAGAAUCUCAUCUGUUGUCCUGUUCUCUUCACGAUGGCCCUCGCUCUUACAGAUGGGGCUUUCAAAAACAAGUUUGCCUCUCUUUCGCAGAUCUACGAUCUAGUUGUUCCGAGCAAUACAGACCGUAUUAGAUUGAAGUGGGAUGAUACGUGGGCAGGAAGACCUAUCUUCCGCGAUGUUGAGAAGACCCCCGAAAAAGGGUUAUAUAUUUCUGAGACUAAGCCGCUUCAACAUUCGAAGCAUCGGCACCACUUAGUCCGCCUUGGUCGAAGCUGUGGAUAUCGAAAGCGGUUAGAAUUUUACGACUUACGACGAGCUUCCGGAAAGAAGUUAAAUGGUAAGGAUAAACCUCUCCCAUCUUAUAUCGCUCCUUAGUAAUUAUAUUUACUAACACUAAUGCUAUAGAGGCCCUUACCCCCGAAGAGCGAAGGCAAAUUAUGAGAAAUCGUGGAGACGUCUACGAAAGGCAUUAUAUGCCUUCAUUAAUUGAUGCAGACUGUCAAGCUAUCUACCUUGGUACAACACGACGAGACGAUCUUGUACGCGCUGUUGGCCGCUUAGAACGCCAUGACCAAGCUCCGAUCGAAUUGACCGACAUACAAAAGUCUGAGAUCAAGAAGGAUGUAGAGGUCAUUAGGCUUAUUCGAGUUCGUGAGAGGUAUGCCGCGAAAAUCAAAAAAGAAGGCUAUUCGACAAUCAAGGAGUCUAAGAAUACACUGUGGUACAAGCGACAUAAUGAAGCGCAACGCGAGCUGAAUAGCCUCAAAAUAAAAUUAACCAGUACGCUACUUGAGAAUACCAUCGACCAAUUCCACGAAACUGUCCAUACCACGGAGGUUGACCGCCAGAUGCGAGGUAUUCUCCCUGCAUCAGAUGUGCUUAUGCCGCCGACAACUCAAUAUGAGCUGAGGGAGCGAGCUACAGUGGCUAACUACUUUUUCAGCCAAUUGAUCAUCUUAAUGAGGAUCAAACCUUUCACGUACGGGUACAGCUUGUCCAAGCACUUAUCAAUCUCAGCAGAAAGCAAGUAACCCCUCACCAGUUCAAGCACUCCAAGACACAAAAGAGUGUCGCUAUAAAUGAUAUUAAUAAUUCAGACCAUAUCGCUAGCAAUGUACCUGAUCUACCUGGCACUGCUAACCUAUUCUGUGCAUUUUGCAAGUGGGGGGACAAUGAAGCUGGCCCACGAAAGCAGAAACAUCUAUUUUCUCGCAUAGACAGCCUUAGGAGACAUGUCCAAGCUCAGCACCUUCAUAAACGGGCCGCUGCCAACGGGGUUUCUUGUCCUUACAAAGGUUGUUCGGCGUACUUGGGCAGCGCCACACACUUCUUGUCCCACACGGCACGGCAGCAUGGAAUGUCUCUAAUUUUUGUUCCUUAAUAUAUACUCUGUAUAGUAGUUU
Molecule: messenger RNA, 2759 nt
Organism: Hymenoscyphus albidus
Lineage: Eukaryota; Fungi; Ascomycota; Leotiomycetes; Helotiales; Helotiaceae
Source: the annotation of a GenBank genome assembly